Molecule: messenger RNA, 537 nt
Organism: Corticium candelabrum
Lineage: Eukaryota; Metazoa; Porifera; Homoscleromorpha; Homosclerophorida; Plakinidae
Exons: 5
Coding region: 1-537 (178 amino acids)
Biological process (GO): protein phosphorylation
Molecular function (GO): protein serine/threonine kinase activity; ATP binding
Source: RefSeq, a predicted model, not a curated record
AUGAUGUGUCCUCCUCAUCCAAAUGUUGUUCAGCUGAUUGGUAUCUGCGACGACGGACCGGAAUUAUGUUUGGUGUAUGAAUAUGUUGAGGGCAGGACGUUAGCUCAACAUUUGGCAAAGGAGAGCAGAGAACCUCUGAGUUGGAAUGAACGAAUCGAAAUGGCUUACGGUAUCGCCUUAAGUAUUCGCCACAUACAAUCAACUUCACAACGUCCACUCAUCCAUCGAGACGUCAAAAGUUCCAACAUUCUGGUGUCAUGUGAUCGAAGAGUACGAUUGGCCGACUUCGGUCUCUCAUGCUUUGGAGAGCAUCUCGACAACAUUCAUGCCAGUUUUCUUGAAUCCGGUUCAACAACCGUAGGUACACGAUGUUACAUGCCACCUGAAGCGUUCAAAGGGAUAUUCAGUACACGAACCGACGUCUACUCAUUUGGAAUGGUAUUAUUCGAGGUGGUGACGGGAUUGCCUCCUUACUCUUCAAGCAAGAAACUCGAUCUGGUCAUCUCCUUGUUUGUUACGAUUUUGGAAAAAUUUUGA